Nicotiana attenuata is the source of this 825-nucleotide messenger RNA. Its product is annotated as 50S ribosomal protein L35, chloroplastic. The coding region runs from base 68 to 535 and encodes 155 amino acids. Gene Ontology annotation, biological process: translation. The record is from RefSeq and is a predicted model, not a curated record. NCBI's taxonomy places the organism in Eukaryota, Viridiplantae, Streptophyta, Magnoliopsida, Solanales, Solanaceae. The transcript is spliced from 3 exons. Gene Ontology annotation, molecular function: structural constituent of ribosome. Gene Ontology annotation, cellular component: ribosome; large ribosomal subunit.
UAGAGAACUCCCUUCAAAUCCUCACAUUAUCCAUAUACUACUACCCCUUGAGAAAAACAAAGCUCAAAUGUUACUAACAAUGGCUUCUUCAUCUUCAACUUCACUAUUCUCCACAUUUCUCACCCUUUCCCCUCAAAAAACUACUGGUUUUACUUGCCGUACGUCAGUUAAAAUCCCAUCAAUUACCAAGAAAACUUCCCUCAAUCUCAGUUCUUCACAUAAUAUUUCUACCUUUGCCCCAAUUGUCUUCAACAAAGUCUCUUUUGCUGCAACACCCACUAAUGGAAAUCCACAGCCGUUGACUGUAGUGUGUGCUAAAGGGUACAAAAUGAAGACCCACAAAGCUUCAGCAAAGAGGUUUAAGGUAUCAGGUACUGGAAAGAUAUUGAGGAGGAGAGCUGGGAAGCAGCAUUUGCUUAGGAAGAAGAAUGCUAAGAGGAGAAAUAGACUCUCCAAAACGGUACAAGUUGAUCGCAGCGACUACAACAAUGUAAUUGGUGCAUUGCCUUAUCUAAAGGUAAACCGAGCCAAUUAAGGUCAAGAUGCAGUUAGAUACAGACUCUUCAUCAAGUUGCAGAGCUCGUCGGGUUUCUCUCUUUUUGUAUAGAGGAUGAAGAAAACACCAUUUCUUGAUUACCCUUUCCAACUUUAAUCCAUCUGAAAUUCUUGUACUUAUGAUUUUUCAACUCAUUUUGACUUGUUAAGCAACCAGUAAGUUCUGUUUCUUUUUCCCUUUGUAACUUUAGUAGAAACUCUUCAGCAUCAACUUAUAAUGAUCAUUUUGUAAGUUUUUUGUGCAAGGGAGCUUCUAUUCCCAUUCAUAUA